Molecule: messenger RNA, 2026 nt
Organism: Ilyonectria robusta
Lineage: Eukaryota; Fungi; Ascomycota; Sordariomycetes; Hypocreales; Nectriaceae
Product: inositol-pentakisphosphate 2-kinase-domain-containing protein
Exons: 4
Coding region: 109-1803 (564 amino acids)
Biological process (GO): inositol phosphate biosynthetic process
Cellular component (GO): nucleus
Molecular function (GO): inositol-1,3,4,5,6-pentakisphosphate 2-kinase activity; ATP binding
Source: RefSeq, a predicted model, not a curated record
AGCUCCUUGCAAAAGAGGCCCGCAAACGCACCCGACCUACGCCGUCGCAGCCAACCCAAACCUAGACCUGCCCAGACCAAGGCGCAGAAACAGACCAGCAGCGGACAAAUGCAAACACGAACACUGAUGCAGAUUCCAGCGAGCUUUACUCCUCCCCCAUCUCCUACUCCAUCCUCCUCAUCCUCCUCCUCCUCGCCAAUUCUCUCUGGGUCAUUAGACCGUCCCCCAUCACUUUCCCUUCUCGCCUCUCAUAUCGAAUCAUCCUCCUCCACUUCCACCCACUCUCCCCUCUGCUCACUCUCCCACCCCGCCGACGUGAGACAUCCGGUGGCUUGGCCGUGCCUUGCAGCGACCUGCAUGACCAAGGCAAGGCCUCCAAUCAUGUCGACACCGUCGGUAUCUGAUGGCCAGCUUACGCCUUCCGAAACCGACACUGAUAUUCUUCUCACCCACGGCCCCUACUACGAGGAUGACCUAUGGCCAACUUCUCAGGAUGUCGCCGAGAUGGCCAUUAUGCUCAACGGGAGUGCGGCACCGCUCUCCUGGGAUCGACAUUCCCUGAAGAGACUCCCGAGAGGUGCUCGGCCCGUCAAGCUGAUCGGCGAGGGUGCUGCAAAUGCCGUCUUCGAACUGGCCCUACCAGAAGGUUACCCUCCAUCGUCUGAAUUCAAGGGCUGGCUUCUCCGCGUUGCUAAAACCCCUACCAACGGCGCCCCUCCGAGAUACAACUACUUGAAACAACAAGAAUUCUAUGCCGACAAGGUGAAGUCGCAUCUCAAGGACCACGUCAUUCAACAGGAACUCGUUGUUGUCCGUGACUCCGACAUUGUCUAUGAGCUGAACGCCUUUCUCCGGCGGAUGGACCACCAACGCAAGGAAAAGUUUCGGGGCUCCUUUAUCGCGCAGACUAAUUGGGGGUUCCUAGUGGAGGAUAUGCGGCCGACGGAUCCCACAAAGAGCAUUCUCAUCGAGUUCAAGCCCAAAUGGCUCAACCAGUCUCCCACGGCGCCAUCUGGAGCCAUCCGGUGCAGGCAAUGCGCCAUGGAGCUCUACAACUUCGUCAAGGACCCAAGCCUCACCAGAUCGGUUCCAGAAACAAAACCGUGCCCCUUGGUCCUUGACAACCCCGACGCCCCGCUCGAUAUCAGCUCCCCAUUUCGACUCGCUCCCCAACUAGCCAAGUUGAACAGCUCGACGAUCCUCUCAAGUCUCUAUAGCGCGGCCAACCACCAGGUCAUACAGGACCUGCGGGAAGUCCAAAAGCUCGCAGAUCCGCAUGGUCCCCUCAAUGCUUCGAAGGAUGACCCCAUGUUCAACUUUGCCAUGACCGUUCGCGACUGUACCUGUUUCGUCCAGAUCUUCCCCGACAAAGCUCACCCCGGCCCCGAAGGACCCAUCCGGCUCCGUCUUGGCGAUUUUGACUUCAAGGAUACGUCUGUCAAGUUCGAACGGUGGCAGGCCGCCGAGCGAAACCUCAUUUCAUCUGGAUGCUAUACCGCCGACUGGAUCCUCUGCGAUGGAAAGUACUACCACCCGCCAACCAUGUGCUUACUCGAAUGGACUCGGCGCCAAGGCCAACCGUUGCACAUCAUCAAUAUCCAGGACAAGACUCGCCGCGAGCCCGGCUUGUCCAGCACCUGGCGCGACUUUCUCGACCCCUUAGAAUCCAAGGGAACCAUCCGCAACCUUCGCUCCCGCCCUGCGUUGCUGAAGGUGAUGCUCCAGCGAUUCAGCAAGGACAGUCCCAAAGCGAAGGUUUGUCCGUAUAGGACCAAGCCCAUGGCUUUACCAAUCCAGUGGUAAAAACGCCUCAAACUGCUAGCAAUUUCAUGGUUUCUUCUCUGUUGGUGUACAAGGAUGGGCGGGGCAUUCAAGCAUAACUACGGCGGGUUGAUUUAUUUACAUUUGGUGCAUUACAGGCGGCAGGCGGCAGGCGGCAGGCAGCAUUGGUAUGCAUAGCGUGGGUUGAAUUUGGGUUGGCUACAUAUCACGGCGGUUACAUUAUCACGGCGGUUACAUUAUCAUG